Molecule: messenger RNA, 1390 nt
Organism: Sabethes cyaneus
Lineage: Eukaryota; Metazoa; Arthropoda; Insecta; Diptera; Culicidae
Product: clavesin-1-like
Exons: 3
Coding region: 1-1257 (418 amino acids)
Cellular component (GO): membrane
Molecular function (GO): phosphatidylinositol bisphosphate binding
Source: RefSeq, a predicted model, not a curated record
AUGCAGGAAACUGGAGAGAGGAUGUACAUACCAGACCGCUCACGGUCGAAUAGCGAGGUUUUUCACGAUGACAUAUGCCGACGAAGGCGCGAGGGCGAGUUCUGUAUGUUGCCAACCGCCAGAGACAUCCAGAGACGACGCCCGCAAUCGAUCGAGCUGCUAUACGUCCACUGCAGUCCAGAAGGCACACGAUGCCAGACGUCCUUCCUCGGGAUUUUCGUUGGGUGGGAAAUCGUGUCGCACUUUAACUCCACCAAUAGCAAUCCAUCUUCGAACAUGGACGGCGUUGUUCACAGCAACUGCAAGAAUCCGGCAAAAUAUGAACCGUACCGGUUCACACUGAGCGACAAGCUGCGUAAAAUCGCCAAAGCCGAGCUUCGCGAAACGGAUUCCAUCCGGGAGCAAUCGCUGGCGCAGAUGCGCGAAUGGAUCGCCAAAAAUCCACACAUCAAAAAAUGCCGCACAGAUCCAGUUUUCCUGCUACGUUUUCUUCGAACUAAGAAAUUUUCUGUUGUUCAAGCGUGCGAAAUGCUGGAAAAGUACUUAUCCAUCCGGCAGACCUAUCCAAAGUGGUUUCGAAACUGUGACAUUGAUAGCCCGGAAUUGGAGGCCGUCAUCGACGGUGGUUAUAUCCUGCCGCUUCCCCAGCGAGAUGCGAAUGGACAACAGUUGGUACUAUCGGUUGCUGGUAAUCUCGAUCUUAAUCGAGUUAAUUCUACCGUACUGGCCAAGGCACAUUUUCUGGUACAGGAAGUGCUAGCCGAUGACGAAGAGGCUCAAAUCUGUGGAUACGUACAGUGCUUGGACGAUCGUCUGCUAUCGAUGAGGUUGCUGGGAUUAUGGUCUUUGGUGGAUAUCAAGCGGGUAACGGAAUGCAUGCAGAAUGGAAUCCCAACCCGCAUUAGGUCGUUCAACUUUGUUGGUUUACCGUCCUCAGCGAUUACGAUAAUGGAGUUUUGCGUGUCUCUGUUAUCCGAUAAAUUGAAAAAGCGCGUUAAUCUUUUCCGAACGGUAAAAGAUUUUGCAGCGAAAAUGGAUAAGAGCAUCCUACCGGAGGAAUAUGGUGGCACCGCUGGGCCAAUAGCGGAUAUGAUUGCACAGUUCAAGGAACGCUGUCGAGCGAAACGUGCACAGCUUCUAGCGAUGGAUGAGAUGCACAUUGAAAUCACAAAAUCUUCCAGCUUCUACGCGGACACGUGCCGCAGGGAUUUGGACACCGGAAUAAUAGGCAGCUUUCGAAAACUGGAAGUUGACUAGAUCAAUUUUCUUCUGACCAGAUUUCCUCUAAGCUUAUCCAAAUCGUAAAGUGAUAUAUUUGUUACCGUAAGACGUGAGAACUUGUAACCAUUACGUUAUGAUGAUUCUAUAUUGUACAUUUUUGUAUACUAUU